GGACACGAAGAGACAUGUACUGACAUGCGCCAUCCCUUCUAAUAUGCUUUGUAAAGACAUGUUUUCCGCAAAUUCUGUGGAUAACUCUUCACUUUAAGCAUACCGCAAGUCUGAUAUUUGUUUGCAUGUUGCUAUAGGAACCAGGAAGAUAUAAAUUGGCAAGAUGUUCUGCAAAUUUUCACUUUGCUACUGGACUUACUCGUGAACACUGGAAUAAAAAAAAUGGAAAAAAUACUUGGAUUACUGUGCGCGCUUCUGUUUGUUGGAUAUACCGAGGCGGCCGUAACUUCCUGGGCGGCAACAGGCGGCGUCGCAGCGAUAACAGUGGGGGGAACUGCGCCUGCUGGAUCAGCAACCAUAUACUUGCAAUCAUCUUUAGCUGUGGGGGCAACCCUGUUUACUGUAACAGCCACUGCUAAUCCUGCAAUAGCAAGUUAUACAUUCGAUGCGACGGAUGGCAACCCUGCAACACAUGGGGCAAUAGCUGUGAGCACGAGUGGUGCUGUAACACUUGCUAAGGCGAUAGAUUACCCUACCGUAAAGCAAGUGAUCUUCAAAGUCGUCGCUACAGACACUACUCCUACUACCCCACUCACAGGCACGUUCACCAUGACUGUCAACUUCGGUCCAUCCACAGACUCUGCCUAUUCAUUUUGUGUUGCCGACCCGACACCGUUAGGAACUACAAUUGGAAAAGCAACUGCAUCUGCUACCGCUGGUACUUGGGCUGUUAUGGCAGGGGGAGACGCAGCGAAAUUCACGGUCGCGGCGGGCGGUUCAAUCACGACUGCAGCACAACUUAAAUCAUCUGGACAAGUUUACUACACCGCCACACUUCAGCUUACGGACGCAGGUGCCACCACCAAUUGGCCCUUGCAUGUGCUUGUCGACAACAGUUGCCUAUGCAGCGGAGUCGCCCACGUCAUUUCCGGUGUCGCCAUGAUCGUAAUGACAGUCUUGGCGUCCACUGUGUUAUAAACCUCUACCUUCAACAACCUUAAACACUGUGAUGGACUUACUUAAAGCUUAACUGAUUUUUUCAAAACAUAAACAUUACUUACGACCGAAAUUAAAUUUACUUUUUAAUAAGAAUUACUAACAAAGGUUGGAUACGUGUAUUUCGACAUAUUUAACACAUUCAAUAUAGCACGUACCGCAUUCAGCGAGUAUAUACAAACUUUAUCUGAUUUUAGGAAAAUUACAACGCUUUAACUUUUAAUUUCUUCAUCGUUAAAAAGUAUGUUAAUAAUUUAAUUCAUUUAGCAUAAGUAUUAACGUGACCAGUGAUAUUUUUUUAUUAUCUUGUUUUGUCUUCUGUUUCCACCAUGAUUUUUCAAGCGGAACAUGUACUGUUCCUCUGGAAAUGAAUUUACGGAAACUGUCGUGAUAUACAUGUGUGAUAUUUUUUACUGUAUUUUGUAUUUAACAUAAAGCAGCUUUCUUUUGUUA
This is a messenger RNA of Dreissena polymorpha, 1449 nucleotides long. RefSeq lists its product as uncharacterized. Gene Ontology annotation, cellular component: membrane. Bases 223 to 978 code for a protein of 251 amino acids. NCBI's taxonomy places the organism in Eukaryota, Metazoa, Mollusca, Bivalvia, Myida, Dreissenidae. The record is from RefSeq and is a predicted model, not a curated record. The transcript has 5 exons. Gene Ontology annotation, molecular function: calcium ion binding.